Molecule: messenger RNA, 851 nt
Organism: Loxodonta africana (African savanna elephant)
Lineage: Eukaryota; Metazoa; Chordata; Mammalia; Proboscidea; Elephantidae
Gene: CCDC107
Product: coiled-coil domain containing 107
Exons: 6
Coding region: 82-831 (249 amino acids)
Source: RefSeq, a predicted model, not a curated record
AGUGUGCGCGUGCGCACUGGGGCGGCCGGCCACACGCAGGAACGCCUCAGUGUCCCAGCUCUCUACGUGUGCAGGUCGGCAAUGUCCGGCGCGCUCUUGUUCCAGGGGGUGCUGGGGCUGCUACUUUUGUCUGUACUGCCGGGGCUCCUCGGAGACCGCCCCAUCCCCGACCUCCGGGCACACCCAGGGGACCCCACCCAGGUCGGCCUUGGAGCCAGAGCCACGGAACCCCUGCAGCGUCCGCCACCCAAGGACCAGCGAGAGCAAGCCCGACUUGGGGCUCUGCCUUUGGGGGCGCUGUACACUGCGGCCGUAGUGGCUUUUGUGCUGUUCAAGUGUUUGCAGCAGGGGAAAGAUGAGGCUGCAGUUCUCCAAGAGGAGGCAGGCAAGGAAUCAUUGCAGUCAGAGCAACAGCUGGCCCAGUUGACACAACAACUGGCCCAGACAGAGCAGCACCUGAACAACCUAAUGGCCCAGCUGGACCCCCUGUUUGAGUGUGUGACUACUCUGGCUGGAGCUCAGCAGGAGCUUCUGAACAUGAAGCUACAGACCAUUCACCAGCUGCUACAAGAGAACAAGUUGGACAAGGGUGUGGAGGUUGCAGAACCAGAGGCCAGCUCACCCUUUCCUGAGGAUUUAUCUAUAGAAGAGACUGGUGACAGUCAGGCCUGGGAGGAGCCCCUAAACUGGAGCACAGAGACAUGGAACCUAGCUCCCGCCUGGGAAGUGGUGCAGGGGCUAAGAAGAAGAAGCAGCGUGGCUGCAGCAAAGGGCCCCAGUCACAACUCCAGCUGGGAGGGAGGGAAGGGACAGCAGCUGAAGGUUUACUAAAACAAACCCUAUUCUUGUGA